Protopolystoma xenopodis is the source of this 705-nucleotide messenger RNA. Lineage: Eukaryota; Metazoa; Platyhelminthes; Monogenea; Polystomatidea; Polystomatidae. The record is from the annotation of a GenBank genome assembly.
ACUCUCACCGAAGCACAACUCCGUGUCGAGCAUGGCGCAGCCGUUCGACUGGUAGACUACCAAUCUACAGAAAGAAGCACACCGGCCAGCGCCCAAACGAAGUGUACAGACUUUUUUGCUCCAAUCAACUGUGCAGAGUCACCUUCAUUUGUCGGCUGCUCUGCCCUGUUCUGGAGGGGAUGGCAUGUUCUCGUACCUCGGCCUGUGCCGCUUGGGCUCGAGUCCCGUUCAGUGGGCCGACCGAGAUGCAGGCAGUCCCACCCUCACGGCGACAAUUGGCAGAUGAGCAUGUCGGGACCGAGACCGUUGGAUGCACGUAGUCGAGACCAUCUGCCGGACGGUGAGACCCGGACGCUGGCCUCGACUGGCCUGACGCCAGUUCGAAUGCGGUGCAUCGAGGAUACGGUUGACUUGUUAGUUUGGGACGAGGCUGAAGCAGGAACAUCAACCUCGCGGCUUCCAGAGUGGACUCCACUUCGAGCUCGUCAUGUCGACACCUGCACCAUUAAAUGUGAUACGGGAGACGAUCUGAUCUUUCACCAAAAAAAAUUAAGUCUCGCGACUGUCCCACUGCUGCCCAAAAUGCCUCCUUCUCCAGGCCAACGUCGACUCGCCUCAACUACUCCCAUCAGCAGCACCAAAGUGGACGCGAACCGGGUUCAUGUUGGUACAAUGUACAAUGGCUCUCGACAUGUACCAACAUGA